Molecule: messenger RNA, 5855 nt
Organism: Strongylocentrotus purpuratus (purple sea urchin)
Lineage: Eukaryota; Metazoa; Echinodermata; Echinoidea; Camarodonta; Strongylocentrotidae
Exons: 22
Coding region: 280-4086 (1268 amino acids)
Biological process (GO): proteolysis
Molecular function (GO): cysteine-type peptidase activity; zinc ion binding; DNA-binding transcription factor activity
Source: RefSeq, a predicted model, not a curated record
AGCACACCUGCAGGUCUAUACUGAAUAUUCAUAUCGUGACGUCAGCCGUCGCGCCAAUUUUAAUUUUGCAGAGCCGCAUAUAAAUAUAUGAGCUAGCGCUAGCGCGCGCCGUAUACAUCAUGAUCAGGAUAUGGGCAUGUACUGUGCUGAUAUCGUGUAUGUUGCAUACGAUACUGUAGCGGUAUACCUAGACCUACUUUACUAGAUCUAGGCUUAGAUCUAGUUAAGCUGUUUAGCUAUAUAAUAUCAUCAUCAUCAUCUGACAUCAGCAGCAGCAAAAUGUCCUCUCCCGACUCAAUGAGGAUGAGUAGUAAUGAGGAUGAUGUACCCGACCCUCCUCCGCCUCCUUCCCCUCCUUCGCCUCUACCCCCUCGCCCUAGGCCGUGGACCGACAUCUGGCACCCUGUGUCUGAACGAGCUCCUGCUCUUGGAUGGGUCUCAACAUUUGAGGAAGCGUGUGAAGUAAAAAAACACUUCGAGGUUUUUUCCUCUCUGACGUUUGUGUCGGAGAGGCAUAAUUCCUUUCCAGAAGGACCCAAACAAAAGAUCAGAUUUUCUGAUUCCAUCAUUGAAGGUGAUGGUACACCUUUCUUUCUGCGAGGUCGAUGGGAGUAUUCAUGUAUGUUUGGGCGAGACAAGCAUGCAGCCAGGAUCAAGAAAGCAGUAGAGGAGGAAAAAAGACAACAUAAGCAAGAUCAUCCAUCCUGCAAAAAGAAAAACAAGAAAAUGCAGUCAUCAAAGAAGAUGGGAUGUCCAGCCAAACUCCACAUGAGGGAAGUAGCAUGCAUCAUGGAUUUUAAGGCUUCUACCACCUAUCAGCAGAAAAGAGCAAGCCAGAGAGUGAAAGAGGCCAUGGCAAGAGGUGAUACCCUCCAGAUAGAGAAGCGGAUUUAUAUUCAGCUUCCUAGUGAUGAAGAUCACAAAAAUGUCCACAGUCUUGGAGAGGUGACAGGCUUCAUGAAGCCCAUCAACAAACAGGUGUCAGCAAAACUGGAUGAAUUGGUUGCCCAUGGAGUGAGCAGUGUGGGGGAGAUGCGAAGGCAUCUGAAGGUCCAUGUGGAAACUGUUCUGUUCCCUGAAGCAGCAACUAGACCACCUCUCACAAAUGCAGGAUACUACCCAUCAGAUGAGACUAUGGGUAAACAUAUCUACACAGCAAAGAUGCGGUUGAGGUAUUCCAAACUUGACCAAGACAAUGUCCAUCAGCUAGUUGGUGAGUGGCAAAAUCAGAGCCCUGAGGACAACUUUCUCCUAACCCUAGCUUCAAGCACUGACAUCAUCCCUUCAUCGUCCUCAGAUGCAAAUUUCUUUUUUUGCCACCAGACUAAAUUCCAGCGUCAUUUGUUGCACAGAUAUGGAAACGCAUGUUUCCUUGAUGCCACAUAUAGAACCACCAAGUAUGCCUUGCCAAUAUUUUUCUUGGCUGUCAAGACAAAUGUCGGAUAUUCUGUGGUGGGGGAAUUUAUAGUAGACACUGAAUCAAGGGCAGCCAUAAGAAGAGGGCUUCAGACAAUCAAGGAUUGGAUGGCUGCAGAUGGUGUAAGCUGGAAUCCAGAUUGUUUCCUCACAGAUUUCUGUGAGCGAGAGAUUUCAGCCAUUGAAGACGUCUUUCCUGAUGCCGACACAUACCUGUGUGAUUUCCACAGAGAGCAGGCGUGGAUACGCUGGACCAGCAGAGUCGACCAUGGGGUGUCAUCUUCCAAGGGAGCAGUCUUAAGUCUACUUCGUGCCGUAGCACAUGCAUCCACAGAAUCUGAGUACAAAAAGGCUUUGCAGACCUUGCGACUAUCACCUCAAUGGACCAACAAGAAACUGCAGCAAUGGAUAGAGAGAACAUGGCUUCCUCACCACAAGCGAUGGGUAUGGGCGUAUAGGCAUUCUGAUGCUCUCAAAGCCCACACAAACAAUGGCCUAGAAAGCCAGAAUAACGCCUUCAAACACAAAUACCUGGCAGAGCGAAACACCCUCUCUCUCUCUGGAAUGUUGACUGCUCUUGUAAAUGACUACCUUCCAAGCAAGAUGAGACAGUACAUCAUGGCGAAUGCAAAAGCCUGCAGCAAGUAUGGAAGGAUGUACAAGGAAGCGGUACCGGCUUAUCUUCAUGAUAGACCCCCUCCUUUCAUUAAGCAUUGCCUGGCUCGCUUGGAGUUUUCGAUGUCUAUUUGUGCUUCAGAUGUCUCAAAGAUAUCGCAAGACAAUUUCGAGGUGAAGAGUGAGGCAGCAAGGGGAGAGCAGAUUUACAUUGUUUGCCUGUCUCCUAGACUGCACUGCCAGUGCCGAGAUUUCCUGAGAUCGAAGCUGCCAUGUAAACAUGUAUUUGCUGUCCUGACUCAUCAGGGUUUGAAGUGGGAGAGUCUGCCAGCAUCCUUCAUCCAUUCUCCAUUCUACACUCUUGAUGAUGACAUUGGCAAAUUUGUCAAAGUCACUUCAGUAGAGGAGACUGGAGUGGAUAUCCCGACUGAUGAUCCCUCUGAUUGUGCAACUAAUGACAUCUUGUUGCCAAUCAGAGGAACACCACUCAAACGACUGGCAGUCCGUUGCCGUGAGAAGAUCUGCUUGCUUAGAGAUCUCACAUACCUAUGCAAUGAUGGGGAGGCUCUGACUGAAAUGAGUGAUAAGCUGCAGGCCAUCAUUGAAACUACGAGGCAAUCAUUGCCAAGUGAUGAGGGCCUUGUGGUUACACCUACACCAAGAAUUCACAAGAGAGACAAAAGAAAGGCUGGAGAGGUGACAACUCUUCCGUCGAGACGCAAGAGACAGAAGGUCACAGUCCCCAAGAACCCCAAGAACCCCAAGAACCCCAAGAACACCAUUAUAGAUGGAACUUUUGAUCUUCCAAAUGCAGCUUCUUCAGAACAGGCUGCAGCCAAAGACAGCGGUGGCACUUGCAAUGCACCAGAGACGAUACAAACACAUGCUGCUGAUCCAACAGGACAAGAACCUCCAAUCAAAGCAUCAGAUGAACCCCUGUGUGAUGCUGCUCAUCCGACGGGACAAGAACCUCCAUUCAAAGCAUCAGAUGUACCCCUAUGUGGAGCCAACUCCAGCCAUGAUGCACACAAGCCAAAGCCAGCAGCUUCUUCAGAACAGGCUGCAGCCAAAGACAGCGGUGGCACUUGCAAUGCACCAGAGACGAUACAAACACGCAACAAAGGGAGGCUCCGACAAGCCACAUUGAAAGAGUGCAGCAGAAAGAAGUUUGCAGGUGGCAGAAAGCACACAACAAGCAUCAUAAUUCCUGAAUUGGAGGGGCUCAAGAUUCAACCGCUUCCUUCACUAAAUGACGACAAUCGUUAUUCAGUAUGCGGGGAGACCCUUGAGAUUAGAGAUUUCAAGUCCUUGCAGUUCCCUAAUUGGAUAAAUGACAAGAUUCUCAAUUCCUUUAUGGCACUGCUGUCGAAGGAAAUUAAUGUCAACAGGAGUGACCACAUCUUCCCAAUCCCUUCGUAUGCUGCAGUACACUGGCAGAGAGCUAUGUAUCAGACAUGGCUCUUCAAGAAGGUGAACAUGCAAAAGUACAAAUGGAUCUUUCUGCCAUUCAACGUUAAUAAGAGUCACUGGGUACUCUUGGCAGCUGAUGUGCAGAGAGGAGAAGUUUCGGUUCUGGACUCCCUACCAACCAAUCCCAACACAUCCAUCAACUGCAUAAAGAAGUUCAAAGCCUACAUGGCAUGCAGAUCAGAGAAAAUUGGAGACCUAGCUGGAACGUCAUGGAAGGUUGGCAAUCUCCAGUCUGCCAGGCAAGAAGAUGGACAUUCCUGUGGGGCAUUUGUCAUGUUGAAUGCUCUUGCCAUUACAAGAGGGAUUGAUCCUCGAAGCGUUGGGAAAUAUGCCAAAGACAUGAGGGUUUAUGUCCAGAAUAAACUGACCACCAACGCUGUGCCCCCACCUGACCAGCGGAAAACCUGUGACAUGGUUGAGUGUCUGAUGGCCCUUUCAAAGAAACAACCUACCAGCACCCGACCUAAAUGGGUGCAGUGCGAUGUUUGUGGUCGCUGGCUGCAUCUGUACUGUGUCUCAAUCAGUGAGGCACCAGGGGAAGGUAUUGAUUAUGUAUGCCCGGUUUGUUGCGCUCAAUAUGCAUAGUCAUUGUGAGUGAUGGAAAGCGUAUGGUGAUAGUAGAUUUCAUUGAGCUAGAUCCUGUGAAGCAGUUAAAGCCAAAGCCCCUGCUUGCAUGAGCUUCAUCUUGAGAUUCUACUAAUCAAAUAGAAUUUCCACAACGCUUUCUUGAUGAUUUCAUUCACAUGACUAUUCCACCAGAGGUUAGCCUGGAUAAUAACCCCAAGCAAUUUCAACUCCUUGACUUCUUCAAGAACAUUGUUACACAGCUCAAUGCGUGGAAAGGGGAUGGCCGCUCAUGAAAACAAUACUUGCAUCACUUUGCACUUUGCUGGAUUUACCCUGUGGCAUACCUCCACUAGGCAUCAAGGAUGUUGACAGAACACCGUGGUAUCUCGUCACCUGUACCCUUUGGUGUAAAAAGCUGCAAAUCCAUGGGAGGAGUGCUGGACGGGCACCCAUUAGGUGAAGCUUGCUAACAGCAAUGUUGUGGUUCACUAAAUCAAAUGCCUUGGUGAAGUCAGUUAUCACCAUAGUUGACACAGUCUGUGGCUUGUCUGCAUUACUGUGCAAGGCCAACAAGGUAGUGGAUAGUGGAGACACCUUGUCGGUUGCCAAACUGCUGCUUGUCGAUUCCUUGACAAUGUCACCGAACACCCACCAAUAGGUCGAAGUUUGUCAAUAGCUAGUGGAGAUUCCUUGGGGACUGGACAGACAGUUGACUUCUUCCACUGCAUAUGGACUACUCCUUCGAGCAAGGAUUCAUUGAUGACAUCACAAAGUGGGGAGCUCCUUUCAUGGAUCAACUCUUUGACUUUUAAUGUGACCCAUGGCUUAUCUUUACGAUGUACCUUAAUUCACUUGGAAGGGAAAUAAAGGUUGUUCACUGAGUUGAGAUCACUGUAGAAAGCUUCACACUUUGCGUUUGCUCCAUUUGCAUUAUAUACUGAAGACCAGUCAUGAUGGACGAUCCAGUCACCAAAGCAUCUUACGUCCGAAUCUCGCAUUAGUUUGAUGGUUUUGCGACAAGUUUGAUUUCUGUGUCUUACUUGGUUGGCUUUUGGAUGCCAUAUUACUCCAUUGUGGUCACUACGUCCUAAAGGCAAUAUUAGUUGAACAGGGGAGUAGUGCAGGUGUAAGUUGGUGAUCUUAUCCAAAAUGGCAUCUUUUUGUGUUGCCUUGUUAACAACUUGUUUCAGUCUAUGACUAUUGAUAAGUUGCGUCAAAUCUAAUCGGUUAACAUCUCAAGUAUGAUUAUUCCUGUGUCUUAAUUGAUAUCUCGCAAAAUUCUCAUCUCGCAAAAUUCUCAUCCGUAGAGUUAAUCAAGUGUUGAAUGCAGAAUGCUACUAUCUGGAUGAUUCGGGGGGUAAUAUACACCAACGCCACAAAGAUAGAUGAUACAGUGCGGGGUAAUCAGUGUGGCUGUAGUCUGAUCCAGACAACCUCAAGUUUGGGUGGUACGCUGAUAAAUGGCACGGGGGUGUUGAUCUAUGCCAUCCAAAAGUGUGAAAAGUGGCUUUUCUUAGCUUACCUAAUGUUGCAAAGGGUUUUGAAUCUGCCAUACUGAGCUUUGACAACUGACCCUACCCACAAUACUAAAUGUUACUUAGAAUUAUGGACGUCUGUAAUUAUGAACAAUUUUUUGAAAUUAAUGGGUCUUUCCAAAGAAAAUGUUACGGUAUAUGUAGUUGUGCAUGCAGUUAGGGCUUCAAUAUUACACCAUAUCACAGACACUGGUAACAUGUAGGAACGUGUAUCUCAGAUUUAACAUUGUUAAACGAUCCCUUUAAAGGUAA